ACUCCCUCAGUCACUCUCAGCUGAGCUUGGCGGUACUACACGCUCUCUCACCUCCUCCAUCCCCCACAACUUUUACUUCCCUUUUAUAAAGUGGUUAUCGCGGGGUUCAACCUGAACAUUGUUGUCCCAUGGAGCUUUGAGAGUCAAUGAGCGUCAGCGAAGGUGGACUGCCGAAGACAGCCCAGCUUAUUCUCAAGAGCUACGAGAGUACUGUCACAAAAAAGUAUAUUGUGUCACAGACAAGUCGAUAUAUUUACACAAUAAUGGGUCAUCUUGUCGAACAAUCAGAGGCUGCUGCCAUCGAAACGCAAGUUAACAAAGCAACCACAACGGUGAAGUCAGGUGCUCUACAAGCACAGCACAUACAGCUUGGACAGACACAACAAGGGCAUUUGCACCUGUCGCAGUCUCAGCAGCAGCAGCAGCAGCAGCAGCAGCAGCAGCAGCAGCAGCAACAGCAACAGCAACAGCAGCAGCAGCAACAGCAACAGCAGCAACAGCAACAGCAGCAUAGGCAAGGUGGCAGGGUCUUGGAACAAGGCAAGCAGGGGCCGAACCUCACUCAUCAAAGGCAGCCCCAUCAUAUUCCGCACCAGACAAAGCAGUGUGACCUCCAACAGAGAGUAGAGGAGGGUGAAGAGAAGAGUGAAGAGGAAGGAAAUGAGGAGGAGGAGAAUGGGUGGUGGGCAGAGAGGGUAGUGGGUCAGCUGGGGGGCCUGGGUGACUACGGUGACACUUGGUAUAGAAGCCAUGCUCACCUCCUCCUCGGUGAUGGACCACUCCCACACACCUGGCGACUGUAUGUUGCUGCUCUGGCUGUGUGUCGUCAUGAAGUUGGAUGGCUGAUGAAGGCUCUACUAACUGACUUCCGUAAUGCUGGAGGAGAUAUUCGAUGGAUUGCUGGCCUACAUCAUGCUCCAUCGAAACUUUAUGCACUUGUCCAUAUCAACAAUCUGUUAGCACAUCAACCUUGGCUUCUUAUGCCACAACAUAUUCAGGAACUGACAAAAGGUGAAGAGAGCUGGUCACUAGGAGAGCUGUGUCAGGCUCUGUGCAUCAUGACACAUUUCCAUGCACUGGCCACAUUCCUUCAUGGGUGUGGGCUUGCCACCCUCCCCAGAUCCUCCAAGAAAGAUGAAGGGCAGGAAGUUGACAUAGAGCCAACAAGCAAUGGUAAGCCAGUCACAGAACCUUUACAAAAUAGAGAGGGAUGCCCAGAAACCCCUUGCAACAUCAAUGCCAAUGCAAACAGAAAAUUGAAUAGCAGAUCAGAGGCUAAUAAAUCAAACACUGUUGGUGAUAAUAGACAUGGAAUACGGAUAUAUGCCCACCUUACGGUAGACCCAACUUUAACCUACGAAGACUUCAAUGGUAAUGAUGAGUCCCGCAUUCCGUCUUUUUCUGUUCAUGAGUACAAUUGGCAGGAUCAUGGUUAUGCAAUGUGCUCACGGCUUUUGGGAGAGGUUGGAGCCUUUCUAGAUGAACGUUUCACAUCAGCCCUAUCACCAAAAUAUUCUCUUCCUACAAAGCAAUUUGCUAUGGCAGGCAAUGAUCAGAAGACCAACCCAGUAGCAGGCCAAGCUCAGUGUGAUACAACACAUGCCAAGUCUACACCUCUGCCAACUAAAGCAUUAUGGAAUUAUGUCCAGGUAACUUUCUUACUAAAUAAUAUUCAAAGAUAAAUUGUAUACAUUUCA
This is a messenger RNA of Cherax quadricarinatus, 1697 nucleotides long. The record is from RefSeq and is a predicted model, not a curated record. Lineage: Eukaryota; Metazoa; Arthropoda; Malacostraca; Decapoda; Parastacidae.